Abrus precatorius (Indian licorice) is the source of this 2607-nucleotide messenger RNA. Its product is annotated as probable leucine-rich repeat receptor-like protein kinase At1g35710. Gene Ontology annotation, molecular function: protein binding; protein kinase activity; ATP binding. The record is from RefSeq and is a predicted model, not a curated record. The coding region runs from base 1 to 2607 and encodes 868 amino acids. The transcript is spliced from 3 exons. NCBI's taxonomy places the organism in Eukaryota, Viridiplantae, Streptophyta, Magnoliopsida, Fabales, Fabaceae. Gene Ontology annotation, biological process: protein phosphorylation.
AUGGGCAGUUUAGUGGCAGUGACACUUAUCUCUGCCAUGCUCAUGAUCAUGCUAAUGCCCACUUGCACGGCACUUUCCAAUAUAAAUAAAGAAAAACACGCUCUGCUCCAAACGGGUUGGUGGAGUCAUUACCGAAAUAUCUCAAACCAUUGUGAUUGGAAGGGUAUCACAUGCAGUGAAGAUGGAAGUGUUACAGAGAUUUAUGGAUUGGACUUAAGUAUUCCUCCUUCACAAGAGAUGCUGGAGAUUGAGAAGUUGAACGUCACUGCCUUCACGAAUUUAGUCACUCUAGAUCUAUACGGAAUGAGACUCAGAGGAAGCAUCCCUACAGAAAUAAGCAGACUUACAAAGCUUGAAUUUCUUUACCUGUCCAACAAUCGCCUUCGUGGUCCUAUACCCCUCCAACUUGCCAAUUUGACACGUUUGAAGGAAUUGUCUCUCUCCAAUAAUUCCCUUUCCGGUUCAAUCCCUUCCACAUUGGGUCAAUUGAAGAAUUUAACCUCUCUCUACCUUUAUUCAAACCAAAUUGAAGGUCCUAUUCCAAUAGAACUAGGGAAUCUGACACAAUUGAUCACAUUAUCUGCCUUUAAUAAUUCACUUGCCGGUUCAAUCCCUUCUACAUUGGGUAAAUUGAAGAAUUUAAUACAUCUCUACCUUGAUUCAAACCAACUUACAGGUCCCAUCCCUGCGGAAAUAGGGAAUUUGACACAUUUGAGGUAUCUAUAUCUCUCACACAAUUCACUUACUGGUUCAAUUCCGUAUACUUUGGGUUUAUUAGCGAAUUUGACCUAUCUUCGCCUUGAUUCUAACCACAUUGAAGGUCCAAUACCAAUGGAAUUAGGGAAUUUAAAAAGUCUAUGGUUAGUAGAUCUCUCAUACAAUUUACUCACUGGUUCAAUCCCUUCUACUUUGGGUCAAUUGAAGAAUUUGACACUUCUCUUUCUUCGUUCUAACCAAAUAGAAGGACACAUACCUGAAGAACUAGGAAAUUUGUCCAAUUUAGACACUUUACAUCUUUCGCAUAAUAAGAUCUCUGGUUUAAUACCUCCAAAUAUUUUUCAAAUGCCCAACAUGCAUUCUCUAUUUCUUUCAUCAAAUCAGUUAUGUGGCUCACUCCCAAUAGAGAAUUUGAUUUGUCCCUCUUUGACAACAUUAGAUUUAAGCUUUAACAUUUUAAACGGCAGCAUCAGUUCCCAACUUAGUUGUGUCAAUAACCUUAAUCUUAGCCACAAUUUUCUCAGUGGUGAGAUUCCAUCACUCAGGGGAAUGAAAUCUGUGUUGGAUAGAUUGGAUCUUAGUUAUAAUAAUCUCACAGGUAAACUACCCAAGGAACUUGCUAGGCUAUCAUACCUAAAUCUUUCAUACAAUUCUUUUGACUUUUCCCAAGACUACUGUUCUUUCCCAAAAAACUCACUAUUUAGUUACAACCCACCAAAUUUCACAUCAUGUCAAGCUGACCCACAAACCAAUUCACAAACAAGUAAAGCUAAGUUUAUCAUCAUGAUUGUUCUUCCUAUUAUUUGCAUCAUCUUUUUUGUAUUUCUUCCAUUGUUAUACUUCAAAAGAUGUAUGUCUAAGACCAAACUGGAAGGAAGGACAAAAAAAAAUGGAGACUUGUUUUCUAUAUGGAACUAUGAUGGUAAAAUUGCAUUUGAAGACAUCAUUGAAGCCACUGAGGACUUUCACAUCAAGUACUGCAUUGGAACAGGUGCAUAUGGCAGUGUUUAUAGAGCACAAUUGCCAAGUGGCAAAAUUGUUGCAUUGAAGAAACUUCACCAAAUGGAAUCUGAAAACCCAUCAUUUGACAAGAGUUUUCGGAACGAGGUCAAGAUGCUAACAGAAAUACGCCACAAAAACAUUGUGAACCUUCAUGGCUUUUGCCUCCACAAUCGGUGCAUGUUUCUAAUCUAUCAAUACAUGGAAAGUGGUAGCUUAUUUUAUGCCUUGAAUAAUGACAUGGAAGCUAUGGAAUUAAAUUGGAGCAAGAGGGUGAAUAUCAUUAGGGGAAUGGCACAUGCUUUGUCCUACCUGCAUCAUGAUUGUACCCCACCCAUUCUACACAGAGAUGUUACAAGUAGCAAUGUUUUAUUGAACUCUCAGUUGGAGGCUUUUGUCUCCGACUUUGGCACAGCUAGAUUUCUUGAUCCCGACUCUUCAAAUCAAACCCUAGUAGUUGGCACAUGUGGAUAUGUUGCCCCAGAGCUUGCUUAUACAUUGACUGUGACAGAAAAAUGCGAUGUUUAUAGUUUUGGAGUGGUAACACUAGAAACAUUAAUGGGAAGGCAUCCUGAAGAGCUAAUAUCGUCUCUGUCAAAUUCAUCUACUCAAAAUAUGUUGUUCAAGGAUCUCUUGGAUCCUCGUCUUCCUCUUCCUUCAAAUUCAAAAGUUGCUGAUGAAAUACUUCUUGUGGCAACACUAGCACUGCCAUGCUUGCUUCCCAAACCAAAUUCCAGGCCAUCGAUGCAGCAAGUGGCUCAGCAACUUUGUGACUCCAAACAUCCAAUGCCUUUUCCUCUCUAUGAAGUUUCCAUCCUUCAGUUGAUGACUAAAGGGAUUCAUCUUCUUUCAUCUGAGUAUCAAAAGGGAAAUUUUCAACAAGAAAACUAA